AUGAUAACUGAGUCGCUGACUUUGGAGCACUGCUGCUUUUCUUUCAACGAAAAUGGAAAUUCGUAUAAAAUGCAAGUCCUUUUAACAAAUAUACAAAUUUCGACCGCGAGCUCAAUAUGGACUCAGCAGAAUGCCACCCAUCGAGUAGCGUCCAAGGUCCCAUCAGUCCCGGUGCUAGGCGAUUUGAGCAACACCAUUUCUUUAUUGUCUUCCCAAAAACGAAAAAGAAAGUUGUCAGAUGACGGUAAAUACGUGGAAGCGUCAUUGCGUCGCCUUUCCGAUGAAGAAGCAGACCGCAAGAUCUUAAACAUAAUGGCCAUAUUUGCGAACGUUAGCAUAAGCGAAAAUCUCGACUACCGCUAUAGUCCAGCACCAGCUUACCAGCAUCAAAUCGCUAGUUGUUCCACGCUUUGUAUUCUUUACUUGACAUAACAUUCCACGCAAUGAUGUUCAUUUUCAACACUAUUUGCAUUUUACUCCACAUUGUUAAUAGAAGACUUAGAAAAUGAGUGGAGGUUUUUGUACGCCGUACUUCCGUUCAUUUGGAGACACCUUUUUUUGAAGUUGGAU
This is a messenger RNA of Cylicocyclus nassatus, 570 nucleotides long. NCBI's taxonomy places the organism in Eukaryota, Metazoa, Nematoda, Chromadorea, Rhabditida, Strongylidae. The record is from the annotation of a GenBank genome assembly.